GCCGAGGGGGCUAUAUAGCGCCGGGACGGCACCGGCACCGGCAGCUUUCGCUGAGCACAGGAGCCCGCCUCUGGCCGCAGCGCCCGCGCUCCGCUCCGCAGAGGGACCCGCUCCCGGCCGGGACAGCGAGCGAGACUCCGCCGCCAGGCCUGGGACGUGAGCUGGCUGUCGGGGAGCCCGGCCCGCCUUCGGCUGCGGACUGAGGGGACCGCACUGGGCUCUGGCUGCGCUCGGAGCCCGCGCCCGUCCCCGUGGUGCCUGGGACUGCGCGCUCGCCAGCGGCCGCCUGCUCCUCUCGCUCCUGCCCAGCUCACGUCUCGCCGAGCCGCAGCAGAGCGGCUAACAUGAUGGCAGCCAAGCAAGCCGAGCUCAUGGGCAUCUGCUCCAGCUACCAAGCGGUCAUGCCUCAUUUCGUGUGCCUCGCCGAGGAAUACCCCCAGCCCAUCCGCCCCGCCAAGAUCCCCAAGGGCAAGCCGAGGAGACCGAGGCAGUCCCGCUUCAAGACCCAGCCGGUGACUUUCGAUGAGAUCCAGGAGGUGGAGGAGGAAGGGGUCUCCCCCAUGGAGGAGGAGAAAGCCAAGAAAUCCUUCCUGCAGUCCCUAGAGUGCCUGAGGAGGAGCACCCAGAACCUGAGCCUGCAGAGAGAGAAGCUCAGCAGCUGCAAGCUGCGGAACAGUUUGGACUCGAGUGACUCGGACUCUGCCCUGUGAAGGGACCUUUGGGGCUCCGUGAUCACCCAUCACAGCAGCUUUGCAAACACACUCGACAGAGAGAGAAGGGACUGUGCGUGCUUCGUAGUGAAGCCUGCAGCCGCGAGACAUAAGCGCAAGAACUUUAUAGUUAUAUUUUUCAAGGGAGACUAUUUGUGGAGAUCCUUGCUACCGAGAAUUGCUUUCCAAAUAACGGCCAUUGGACACUCUUUUGUAUUAUAGGUUAGAUCCUAACUGUUAGUCAGUAUGGCAAGGGGGGACUUUGAAGGGACCAUGAUGAAGGCUUUAUUUAAGAAGGGGGUGAAGUUCCUUUGAAUUAUCCUCCUGAUAAAGAACCAGUCGGGAGUGGGAUAGAUUCCAAGAGCAAUUUGCAAGUAAGGUCAGGAUGUUUUCUAAGAAAGCACUUUUAUGUUUGUUUCUAUUCGGGUGUAUGAAAGUUCUGAUUUGAAAAAAAACUUUUCUAUUUGUUAAAAGAAAUCUGAGCUGUUUUGGAUGCAGUGAGCUGCUGGACUUUAUAUUUAUUUUUGCAUUUAAAUUGUUGACUGCAUUAAUUUAAUAUCUUUCUACCUGAAUGUCUGUUAUUAUUUCCAUAAAAGAAAUAAAACUCAAUAUAUUUGCAUAGUG
This is a messenger RNA of Mauremys reevesii (Reeves's turtle), 1334 nucleotides long. RefSeq names its product chromosome 4 C11orf96 homolog (gene C4H11orf96). NCBI's taxonomy places the organism in Eukaryota, Metazoa, Chordata, Testudines, Geoemydidae. The record is from RefSeq and is a predicted model, not a curated record. The coding region runs from base 345 to 710 and encodes 121 amino acids. The transcript has a single exon.